AUGAAUCUGAUACCAGGGUGUGAGUUAUCGGGCAGAAGUGUUUUCUACCUUUUGAGCGGUGAGUUUGAUAACAAGUAUGGCCCAACUAUUUCGUGUCAAUACCCUCGAGACAUACCGGGCUUCGGCUCUGUGUCGGGAGAUCGAGACAUUGAUAGUGCUUCCUCGUUGGCAAGCUUGCUGAUCCCUACUAACGCGGAGCAUCGAACGCUUAGUGCGCCGGACAGCAAUGUGUUUACACUGUUCUUGAAUCAGCACAGCAGGAAUUACCAGUUGCUGCCGUCGUUCGGUAUGGUAACUAUGGAAACGGACGUCAAGGAUCCUCUGAGACUUAACUUCGUGAAUGUGGUCAAAACAUUGAGAGAUGAAAACAACUCAAGGGGGGCAAAAAUACGGUCGAUUGCCUUGGGAACAACAUUGGGGAAUGUCGAGGCUUUAAAACCAUUUCUAACCGAGGCUCUGGUGCAUAUAAUGCAUGCGAGCGACGUGAACGAAAUAAAAGAGGUGUUGAUGAGUUGUUUUCAGGCUCUGAAUGGAUUGGAUCUCUGCACCGUCGAAACGAGUCUCCACAAAAAUCCCAUCCAGCAAACAUUAUGUUCGGUACGAAGAAAGAGUUUGCUGCAAAGACUACUUAGCGAUGACACACAGCUUGGUAGAGAUAUUCUCAAGAUACUCGAUCUCGGAUCUGGCGACAAAUUUGGAAAUAAGAUCGAGCUUAAGAAAGGGAAGCUACUACUGCACUUCAAACACAGCUCAGUCCAAAGUCCGUUUGAAAACUUGAUUCAGAAGCCGAUUGAGAUGAGUCUUUUCAGUUACACAGCAUCGCAUAUUAAAAUUGGCAAUUUACUGGUGUUUCGCUUCUUACAGAAACUAAUCCCGGCGCUUGCGAAAUUGUCUUCAAGCGAUUAUUCAUUCAGAAUAAUUGUCAAUUCACAUAAGUUACCCAAGGAGCAAAUCUGUCAAUUCGUAGUCACUUUAUCUCAACUGAUGGGGUGCUUCAGCGAGGCAGAAGGAACGCAAUACUACGAUGGCGCAAACGUGCUUAUUCUACCGUACGCAGAAGUUUCCAUGAUAAAGAGCAUAAAAGAAUUUUUCACAACAUGCGACGUUGCAAAUCUGUUCACCAUCAUCGGUACGGCUAAUCCUAUCUUCCGUCAUCACAAGUAUUUGUGGGAUUACUACUAUGAUAUUGAUGAAGACGUGUUGGAGGCUUCGAGUGACAACGUCGUCAAUAACCAGAACAGUCUGUGGGACAGCAAUCUUUUAAAAAAACUUUUGCCAAAAAGUAUCAACGACGCAGCUUCUUUGCAUGCUGUCGAAUUCGACAGGAUGGGAUUACUGGCUGCAUUUGUGAGCCUCAUCAAUGACUUGAAGCCGAACGAGGAGAAUAUUCUAUCUACCUUGAGAAAAAUCAACGUACUACAAAUUCAAAGUCAAUUGAGGGAGUUUAGGGUUGACGAAACCAGCUUGUGCUCGAGAUAUGUGACUGGAUUCAGAGACUUUGUCAAGUUCAAUCAUUUAUUUACACAAGAAUCAUUGACUGUUAUACAGCAAUUUUCAAAUUUGGACCAUCUUAUAUCGAAUCUCUACGAUGCUGCCCAGUCUCUGAGGAGGAGGCAAGAAUUGCUUUCGCAGUUACUGGAUCUGCUAAACGAAGUCAUCUCCUUCAUCGAAAAGAGCCAGGAGAGAUUGACCAUCUUUUUGAGUAUUGCACUAGACUACUCACCAUUUCAAUCACUUUCUGAGGGAAAUCUCAUAGUUAGGGAUUUUUCGACCACUAACUUGCGUCAUGAGGUAGCAGAGACCCUCAAGAAGAACAAAUCAUGGAUCUCUGUUAUCGACAAUAGCGAUACCAGGGGCCUUUUCGAGACAUUCGCCAAGGAGCGGGCUUUGGAUUUGCUCUCGAUGACUCUCUUAUUGAACUCCGAUAUUCACAAAACCAGAGUGACGAAAUCUACAAACCUCGACGGAGCCUCUGUCGACUCAUUAUCAAUCUCCAGCUCCAGUAGCGGGAAUAGCAAUGUGGAGACAAGAAGGCCACGUUCAAUGAGCCUGAAGUGGAUAAAAAGCCUUCACCUUCACAAAAGUAGCGAUAACUUUGUUGAAGAGUCAACUACUCCAUGGUUAGACACGUCUUCCGUUUCAUCUUCGCCUGGAAGAUUUACUUCUACAAAGAGCAGCAAUGCAGAGUCUAUGUCAUCUCUCUCCUCUAUAUCGUCCUCAUCCUCGCGGAAGGUCAGUUAUAAGAGCUUUCGCCAAAAGACCGAAAACAUUAAGAGGUUGGCUACGGAAAUCAUAUUGAGGAUCAAAAGCCACCCCAUUGGUACUUUCUUGAUCAACGAAGAGAUGAGCUCAUUCGGUCAAACACUAUUCCAAGUUUCAGAAGUUGAGUUCAUGCCAAGCUCAUAG
Molecule: messenger RNA, 2406 nt
Organism: Torulaspora globosa
Lineage: Eukaryota; Fungi; Ascomycota; Saccharomycetes; Saccharomycetales; Saccharomycetaceae
Gene: AFI1
Product: Afi1p
Exons: 1
Coding region: 1-2406 (801 amino acids)
Biological process (GO): actin cortical patch localization; cellular bud site selection
Cellular component (GO): cellular bud neck; plasma membrane
Source: RefSeq, a predicted model, not a curated record